This is a messenger RNA of Toxorhynchites rutilus septentrionalis, 480 nucleotides long. RefSeq lists its product as uncharacterized. The record is from RefSeq and is a predicted model, not a curated record. NCBI's taxonomy places the organism in Eukaryota, Metazoa, Arthropoda, Insecta, Diptera, Culicidae. The transcript has a single exon. The coding region runs from base 1 to 480 and encodes 159 amino acids.
AUGGUAUGCAUUUGCACUAAAUGCAAGGUAAUCACGUUCACCCGUGGUAUGUCGCCGAUCAAUCACGUCUACUCUAUUAACACAACUCCUCUAGAACGUGUUCAGUCCAUCCGCGAUCUGGGCGUUGUCAGUGACUCCAAGCUGACGUUCAACGAACAUAUCGCCACCAUAACUGCCAAAGCGUUUUCUGUUCUCGGAUUCAUCCGCCGAAACGCAUCGCAGUUUACUGACAUCUAUGCCCUGAAAGCGCUUUUCUGUACGUUAGUGCGCAGUACUCUGGAAUAUGCCUCGCCGAUCUGGUCACCCUAUCACGUUGCUCAAGUGAUCAGCAUUGAACGUGUACAGAGGCACUUCGUGCGCUUCGCCCUCCUCCGUAACCUUCCCUGGAACGACCCGGCUAAUCUCCCUGAUUAUGCGGCUCGCGAAACUACCAAUAAUGCAAUUGAGAAAUCGGAGAAUUAUAGUAAUGCGAUCGCCUGA